This is a messenger RNA of Nerophis lumbriciformis (worm pipefish), 6328 nucleotides long. RefSeq names its product Rho guanine nucleotide exchange factor (GEF) 28a (gene arhgef28a). The record is from RefSeq and is a predicted model, not a curated record. Gene Ontology annotation, molecular function: guanyl-nucleotide exchange factor activity. Lineage: Eukaryota; Metazoa; Chordata; Actinopteri; Syngnathiformes; Syngnathidae. Gene Ontology annotation, biological process: regulation of Rho protein signal transduction.
UUUACCCAACUGCUCCCAGUGCCACCCACACUGGUUUAAAUGUAACUUAGAUAUUGGGUUUCACUAUGUAAAGCGCUUGGAGUCACUUGAGAAAAAGCGCUAUAUAAAUGUAAUUCACUUCACUUCACAAUUUAACUGAAGUGAGUUAAACUGAAGUUUUAAAGCACUGAGUUUUUCUCCACUGAAUUUAUUUACGCUGAAUUUUUAUACACUGAAUUUGUAUUCACUGAAUCAUUACAUAUAUGUAUUUGUAUUUAAUGAAAUUGGUAUAAAAAAUGUUGCUAUAAAAAUUCAGUGUUCAAAAAAGCUUCUGUAAUAAAGACAAAAAAAUAACCAGCAUGAAAUUGACAACUGUCAGGGUCACGUGACACCUUUGUUGCCAGGCAGACUUCGAGGAGCACCAUUAAGGUGUGCCCAAUGAGCCAUACGAUAAAAGACACGCCCACUUUGUUUAUGACAACUAGGGGGCGCCAGAGUACUAGCAAAACCCGGAAGUUACACACAUUGUUUUUAAAGUCAUCUUCUGUUUAAAAUGCGAAAUAGAAAGUAGGAAAAACAGCGGCAUGUGUUGUUUACAUAACGAGGACACCUUCAUUGCCAUAAACAUAACAUAUUUGUAGUGGGAGGUCUUGUGUCAGACAGGAGGAGGACUCUUCCAGAAGGCUCACCUCACCUGCUCACACACGAGUGGACGAGGCGGAUGGAGACGACAUUCUUCGUCUUAAAAGUCCUAAUAAAAGUCUCACUACAGCGGGAUUGAAGCCACAAAAACGUGACAGCGAUACCAGCUGACUUCUUCCGUGGGCGAGAUGGCGGAAGACCGACGAAAUAGAGCUGAGGGGGCCGACAAUGGUGGUCUUUGUCCUGUUGAAGGAGUUGGCGAGGAGCUGACAGGACAGGAGACGGUUCCGGUGGACACUUCACAGGUUUUUGAAGAGCAUCGAGUCAUCUGUGAUGAUGAUGAAGAAGAAGAGCAGCCCUGGUCUUCAUGUGUAAACCGGGCACACAUGCAGUCUCAGGGUGUCCAGUUCUCCCAGAAUGCAACGGUACCUGCACCUUCCAUGAACGACUGCAGCAGCGACGUGACACAGGUCGGCGAUGUGGACCCCGAGUGCGGCAUCAGCGGCGUGACGAGUGACAGCACCGAGACCGAUGCCGCCGCCGUUUCGGACACGGAUGACCUCCUGGUUGCCACGGAUACACCGCCACCGGUGCUCGCCACGGACCCUCUCAUGGACGCCUCCAUCCUCAGUCCCAGCCACGUGUCCCUGGAGCUGGACAGCGAGGACGACGGCGCAGAGAGGACUAGCCCCGCCCCCGACCUUGGUUGCACUCGCAGCCUCUCCGCCUCCUCAGCGCCUGUCCCCGCCUCCAAAGUAACAAACGUGCGGCUGCGCUCCUAUUCGUACUCCAAAGUCGGCCUGCGUCCUUCCCGCUUCGUCCAGGAUGGACACGCUUGCAGCACGGAGCAAAAAGCCUCAGAGCAGCCGCAUGAGAAAAGGGAGUUUAGUUUCCGCCACGGAGCCCAGUCGGCCGACGACGAGGGCGAGACGGCGCUGGUGGAGACGCUCCAGCAUCUCACCCUGUCUGAGUUCCUCAAAGAGAUUGAAGAGGAGGAGCAGGACCGGUGCAACGUGCCGGCCAAAGCAGAGUCGGAGAAGUACAAAGUCAUCCGCACCUUCAGUUUCCUGAAGAGCAGGAUGUCCAACACGCGCAACAAGACCAAGGCCAAAGGGAAGAAGGACAAACAGAACCCCCAUCGCUUCUCCACAGGCUCCUGUCUGGGCCCUGUCAUGUGUGUGGUGUGCGAUAAGCCCGCCUUUCAGAAAGACCUUCUGCAUUGCCCCACCUGCACCGCCACGGUCCAUAAAGGCUGCAAGGAGUCAGUGCCGCCAUGUUUAAAGAAACCGCAGGAGAAGAACACGGUUGCCAUGGUGAAGAGCAGGACGGCAUCCCUCCCGCAGAAUUUCACGGUGAGAGAGAGUCCUCCUCAAUGUGGGACGCCCUCCGCCAACCCUUCAGCCGCCACCACUUUCAAGGACGCCUGUGACGGACGACUAAGCGAGAGUUCCGAGUCUGAGAUGGACACCUGUAAGGUGAGCUGUCAAUCAGAAGACCUCCAGGCGACUUCCUCCGUCUCCAGCGAGUGGACCCCGGCAGAAGAAUACAGCGACCUCGCCGCCGACGCCGCAGAGUACGAGGCAGAGUCGUGGAGUUUGGCGGUGGAGCACAAGUUCUACAAGAAGCAGGACAGACGAGUGGCCAAGAGACAGGACGUCAUCUACGAGCUGAUGCAGACGGAGCUUCACCACCUCCAGACGCUGCACAUCAUGGCCCGGGUGUUCCGCAGAGGCCUGCGGGAGGAGGUGCAGCUCGACGCCGAGGCGGUGGAGCGCAUCUUCCCGUGUCUGGACCAGCUGGUCCUCCUCCACCACGCCUUCUUCACCGCCAUGAAGGAGCGGCGGCAGCGCUCGGCACAGCCCCAGGAAGACAGGAACUACCUCAUCCAGCGCAUAGGAGAUGUGCUGCUGCAACAGUUCUCAGGCGAGGGCGGGGAGAAGAUGCGCCACGUGUACGGGGAAUUCUGCAGCCGACACAACGAAGCCGUGGCGUGGUUCAAAGACCUCCUGCAGAACAACAAGAGAUUCCAGAACUUCAUCAAGCAACAAGGUGGUAACUCCUUGGUGCGACGGAGGGAGAUCCCAGAGUGCAUCUUGCUGGUCACACAAAGGAUCACUAAGUAUCCCGUGCUGCUGGAGAGGAUCCUUCAGUACACGCAAGGGGACACCCGGGAGCACGCCGACCUGGACGCAUCCCUGGCGCACAUCCGCGAGCUGAUCACGGCCGUGGACGUGCGCGUCAGCGAGUACGAACGGCGCCAGCGGCUGCGGGACGUGUGGAGCCGCACGGAGAGCCGCAGCACGGCCAAGCUGAAGAACGGGCGGACCCUCCGCAAGCAGGACAUGAUGGGGCAGACGCUCAAGCAUCAGGGGGCGCUGCUGUGGAAGACGGCCACGGGGAGACUCAAAGACGUCCUGGCUCUCCUGCUCACAGACUCCCUGGUCUUCCUGCAAGAGAAGGACCAGAAGUACUCGUUCGCCACUGUAGACCAGAAGCCGCCCGUCAUCGGCCUGCAGAAGCUAAUCGUGCGGGAGGUGGCCAACGAGGAGCGAGGCAUGUUCCUUAUUAGCGCCUCGGCCGCCGGGCCCGAGAUGUACGAGGUCCACGCGGCGUCCAAGGAAGAGCGCAACGCCUGGAUGAGGCUGGUCAGAGAGGCGGUGGAGAGCUGUCCGGAAGAGGAGGACGACGACACGAGCGAGUCUGAAGAGGAGAAACGGGUUGCAGAGGCUCGCUUUCAGAAGGUCCAGAAAUUACAAGAGAGCCUAAUGAGCCAGGACCAGCAGAUCUGCUCCAGCCUGGAGGAAAAGCUCCAGAUGUACGCGGCGCUCUCGGCCCUCAGCGGGAAGGCGGCAGCGCCUCUCGACGAGCCGCGGCUGCUCGUGCGCCCGUGCCCCGACGAGCCGCCGCAGGCCGGCGUGCUGCUGGCAGCCGCCAUGCAAGAAGCCGAGAAUCUGAAGGCCACCUUGAAGUCCAGAUCUCCGUCCGUGCGCAGCUGGGACUCUGGCAGAGACUCCGCCUCUCUCGUCAGUCCUGUGACACCCGCAGCGCCGCCCUCUAACCACCAGGCUUCACCCGAGGAGCCCGCUGAGGGGUGUUGGACGGAGACCACUGAGCUUCUAUCGCCCACUUACUUGCAAGGAACAAACAAGGACUUAAAGAUUGCUCGCAGUGUCCAGAGCCUCACGCAGCUGCUCUACAGCCUGCAGGCGGCCGUGACCAUCCAGGACAGCUGCCACGAGCUCCACAGGCUCCUCCUCGGAGGAGACGGCCGCACUUCGCCUCGCCGUCAAGGCCUGCAAGAACAGGAGAAACAGCGCCACCUGGAGAAGAGGAAGGAGGAGGCGGCCUCCACUCGGCGCCUACAGGAGCGCCUGCGGCAGGACCGCGAGCGCUGGGAGCGGGAGUGCCACGCCCGGGAGAGCCGGCUGGGGGAGAAGGAGAGCUGCGUGGGGGAGAGGGAGCGGCAGUGCCACCUGGAGGCGGGGAAGCUGAGGCGCGAGCGGGAGGAGCUGGACGAUCAGCUGGAGGAGUACCGGCAGAACCUGGAGAGGCUCCGCGAGGGCCAGAGGAGCGUGGAAAAGGAGCGGGAGCGGCUGGAGAACCGCAGGAAGCUCCUCCAGACGUGGAGUCACAUCCCUCACAUGCUCAUCCCUCUGGAUGGCCAGCAGGACUCCUGCGGUCACGCUGGAAACGGUUCGGUCUUCGUGAACGAGGCGGCGCUGGCCGGCGGCGUAGGGGGGGAAGGAGGACUGGGGGGCCUGAACAACCGCCGCCGCAAAGGCAGCGACGCCAGCGCACACAACUGCCUCAACGCCUUGCUGGCCAGGUCCAACAGCAGACAGCCCACCACGGACAAGACCACCGCCAGCCGCAGUCCGGACUUGGACAGCCAGCAAUGGAGGACGGGGCGGGGCUACCAAGCGGAGCUGGACACGCCUUCUGAUGACAGCUGCCCCUCCCGCCCUUCCGACUCGCAACUGGACCUCAGCCACCUGGUUUCCAUGGAGACGGACAGCAGAGACGAGGACGUCCCGGAGGAGAGCAUUGUGUACCUUUGAAACGAGGACCAACACGGACCUUUAACAAAGUAUUUAUUGAUGUUUUAUUGUUUUAAGGCCCUGCAGACUGUUUUAUAUUCAAGGCGUGUCUUUAAAAAGUGUGUCUUUGUGUGAGCUAUAGUAGGUUCCUGCAGGCUCUUUGCGCUCCCCCUGCUGGUCAGCGCCCGUUUAUGGGGUGCCGAAUGGAAACGUUCAGUCACACUUUUCUCGCAGAUAUUUUGAACAUUUAGCUCACUUUUCUCACAUUUCAGCUUUAACAUUUAAAAUUAUAUUUAACAUUUAAAUUCAACAUGUAGAUUUAGAUUCAACAUUUAGCUUUUACAUUUAGAUUUAGAUUAAACAUUCAGCUUUAACAUUUAGAUUUAUAAUUUUAUAUUUAGGUUUAACAUUGAGAUUCGGGUUAAACAUUUGGCUUUAACUUAGAUUUAGAUUAAACAUUUGGCUUUAAUAUUUAGAUUUAGAUUAAACAUUUGGCUUUAACAUUUAGAUUUAGAUUAAACAUUCAGCUUUAACAUUUAGAUUUAACAUUUAGGUUUAACAUUGAGAUUCAGGUUAAACAUUUGACUUUAACUUAGAUUUAGAUUAAACAUUUGGAUUUAAUAUUUAGAUUUCGAUUAAACAUUUGGCUUUAACAUUUAGAUUUAAAUUAAACAUUCAGGUUUAACAUUUAGAUUUAAAAUUUAACACGUAGGUUUAACAUGGAGAUUCAGGUUGAACAUUUGGCCUUAACUUUUAGAUUUAGAUUAAACAUUUGGAUUUAAUAUUUAGAUUUCGAUUAAACAUUUGGCUUUAACAUUUAGAUUUAGAUUAAACAUUCAGGUUUAACAUUUAGAUUUAAAAUUUAACAUGUAGGUUUAACAUGGAGAUUCAGGUUGAACAUUUGGCUUUAACUUUUAGAUUUAGAUUAAACAUUCUGCUUUAACAUUUAGAUUUAACAUUUAACAUUUAGGUUUAACAUUGAGAUUCAGGUUAAACAUUUGACUUUAACUUAGAUUUAGAUUAAACAUUUGGCUUUAAUAUUUAGAUUUCGAUUAAACAUUUGGCUUUAACAUUUAGAUUUAAAAUUUAACAUGUAGGAUUAACAUGGAGAUUCAGGUUGAACAUUUGGCUUUAACUUUUAGAUUUAGAUGAAACAUUUGGCUUUAAUAUUUAGAUUUAACAUUUAGGUUUAACAUUUAAAACUUAGCUUUAAUAAUUUAAUUUAUUUAACAUUUGUAUUUAACGACAAUAUUUAACAUUCAGCUUUAACUUUUAGAUUCAACAUUCAGGUUCAGAUUCAACAUUUAUGUUUAACUUUUAGAUUUAACAUUUCGAUUGAACGUUUAGGUUUAACAUUUAGAUUUAUAUUUGGAUUUAGAUUCAACAUUUAGGUUUAACAUGUAGAUUUAGAUUAAACAUUUAGCUUUUACAUUUAGAUUUAGAUUACACAAUUAGCUUUAAUGUUUAGAUUUAGAUUAAACGUUCAGCUUUAACUAUUAGAUUCAAAAUUUAACAUGUAGAUUUAACAUUGAGAUUCAGGUUAAACAUUUGGCUUUAACUUUUAGAUUUAGAUUAAACAUUUGGCUUUAAUAUUUAGAUUUAACAUUUAAAUUUUAGCUUUAACAUUUAGAUGUUUAUUCAACAUUUGUAUUUAACGGCAAGAUUUAACA